This is a messenger RNA of Syzygium oleosum, 1506 nucleotides long. Its product is annotated as cytochrome P450 71AU50-like. The record is from RefSeq and is a predicted model, not a curated record. The coding region runs from base 4 to 1506 and encodes 500 amino acids. Lineage: Eukaryota; Viridiplantae; Streptophyta; Magnoliopsida; Myrtales; Myrtaceae. The transcript has 2 exons. Gene Ontology annotation, molecular function: oxidoreductase activity, acting on paired donors, with incorporation or reduction of molecular oxygen; monooxygenase activity; heme binding.
UCGAUGCUAACCUUAUCAUGCCUAUUUUGGCUCCAAAGGUUACUCGCAAUCUUCCAGAAAGGCAAGUCCCGCCUACCGCCCGGUCCGAGAGGUCUCCCGGUCGUUGGUUACCUCCCAUUUCUAGGGCACAACCUCCACAAGUUCUUCAUGGAACUUGCCCAAGAGUACGGCCCGAUUUGUAAGCUCUCGAUCGGCACCAAACUCUAUGUUAUUGUAAGCUCUCCAAUCUUAGUCAAAGAGAUACUACGUGACCACGACAUCGUGUUCGCCAACCGCAAUCCUAGCAAGGCCUCGUUGGUCUUCUCCUAUGGAGGGAAGGAUAUCGCCUUCGCGCCUCAUGGUCCCCAGUGGCAAAUGAUGUGGCAGUUGUUCGUGUGUGAGAUGCAAAGCACGGCAAAUCUCGAUGCCUUUCGCUUGCACAGAAGGAGAGAAGUCGUGAAGAGCGCAAGAGAUUUGUGCGUUAGGGUGGGACUGCCGGUUAAAGUCAGGGAAGUGGGGUUCCGGACAGUGAUCAACAUGAUAACAUGCAUGUUCUGGGGCGGGACACUCGGGGAGGAGCAGGCGGCGCGCAUCGGGGAGGAGUUUCGGGAGGCGGUGGCACAGCUUACCGCUCUAUUGGGGAAGCCUAAUGUUUCGGAUUUCUUUCCGAUGAUUGCUAGGUUUGACGUGCAAGGAGUGGAGAGAGAGAUGAAGGAGGUGGGGGCUUGGAUUGAGAGGAUCUUCAACUUUGUCAUACGUCAACGCAUGAGUUCGGAAGAAUUAGGAGGAGGCAAAGGAUGCGAGAGGAGGGACUUCUUGCAAUUUCUUUUGGAGUAUAAAGAAGAAGAAACUGGGAGAUCAAUAACGCCAGAACAAAUCAAGGCUUUGCUUAUGGACAUCGUUAUUGGAGGUGCCGAUACCACGUCGACCAUGUUCGAAUGGACAAUGUCCGAGCUGCUACUACACCCACAGGUCCUUCUCAACGUCCAGAAAGAGCUCCACGACAUUGUCGGGCUGAACAACAUGGUCGAGGAGUCCCAUAUCCACAAGUUACCAUACUUGCAUUUGGUAGUGAAAGAAGCUCUGAGACUGCACCCUGCAGCUCCGCUUCUGUUGCCGUGCAGCCCGAGCCGAACCUGCACAGUGGGCAGAUACACCAUACCCCAAGGCACUAAAGUCUUCUUGAACGUGUGGGCCAUGCAUCGAGACCCGCGGUUCUGGUCCAACCCGUCCGAGUUCAGGCCUGAGAGGUUCUCCGUGGGGGGAGACGCUUCUGAGUCGCAAUACUCGGGAGGGGAUUUGCGCUACAUACCGUUCGGGUCGGGGCGGCACGUGUGUGUGGGGCUCCAACUGGGGGAGAGGAUGCUAAUGUAUGUAUUGGCUACGUUCCUGCAUUUGUUCGAGUGGAGAUUGCCACCGGCGGUAUGGAGUUGGAUUGCGACGAGAAGUUUGGGAUGGUUCUUGAGAAGGCCACUCCACUCAUUGCUAUUGCCACUCAAAGGGUACCUAACUUGCAUCUCAUUGUAA